Seminavis robusta is the source of this 861-nucleotide messenger RNA. The record is from the annotation of a GenBank genome assembly. NCBI's taxonomy places the organism in Eukaryota, Bacillariophyta, Bacillariophyceae, Naviculales, Naviculaceae.
AUGCGGUAUUCUGAACGAUUUCAACCUGGUGAUCAUGUCUAUACAUGGCGUGCCUACGGUAAGAUCCAAAAUGCAUAUCAACACCAUGGUAUUGUGAUUGCCGUUCAAGACGUUGCUGGGAGGGCCGGGCAACAGUUAAAGAUAUUCGACUUAUCAAGAGGGAAAGGAGCAGCAGCAAAACAAGAAGAUAGUAGCUUCACCACUAAGUCUCAUUGCGAGAAAGACGAACGUUGCGGCAAGCCUAAGGCAGGCGUCAGUCACGAGGAGGCAUCUCCGUCCGAUGGCUUCGUGUGCGUCAAAUCAGUGCCUUCAGAGGGUUGGUACAAGGUCCAAUAUGGAGUACGCAGGAUAGAAUUUCUGCUAGGAAGUGCAGGUACUUGCACAACCAUGGAUUGCGAUGAUACUAAAGUUGUUCUCAGGCGAGUGGAGUUCUUGCGAGCGAAUUCCAAUGACAUCGACGAGGACAACGGCACCACAAGCAGGUGCACUUUAGUCCCAGAAUACCAUGUCCUCUUUUCCAACUGCGAAUGUGUGGCAGUCUGGUGCAUGACAGGUACCUGGUCCACAGUUCAAGGGAGCUCGUUGCUGGGAAAAGCAAAAGCAGCUGUGCCGAUCGCAGCAGGAGCAGCUGUAGUAGGCGCCUUCGCCUUCAUGGUGCCAGCUGCAGGCUUGUGGGGUUUCCUCGGCUAUUCUACUCCGUUGGCAAUGGCAAUACCAGAAGUCCCCGUUGGAAUUGCUCUUGUAGGAUUUUCAGGCACCGGCCUACUGACUCACCACGGUUGUCAAGCCAAGCGCUAUUGGAGUGGGAAAACGGUUGAGCUGAACAAAGCUUUCGAUCUGUAUGUGGCGCGUAACAUGUAG